Acaulospora morrowiae is the source of this 975-nucleotide messenger RNA. The record is from the annotation of a GenBank genome assembly. Lineage: Eukaryota; Fungi; Glomeromycota; Glomeromycetes; Diversisporales; Acaulosporaceae.
AUGAAAGAAAAAAGUCGCUUUUCAAAAUUAAUCUCGAUUUUAUUUCCUUCGAGGCGUAAAACAGAACCACAAAUUUUUUAUCCAUUAAGAUUUUCCUUCUAUUCGAUUGCUUACAUUGGAAUUAUUUUCUAUAUUGUUUAUUUGAUAUAUAAACACAUCACGCAAAGUCCUCAGAUAGAAGAAUACUUUGACCCAAAUCCAAAUAUAUAUGCACCCAUUGUUUAUUUGUCUGCACCAUUCCAAUUCAAUGUCAAUUGCUCCUACAUAAAUUCGCGAGCUAUUAAAUUUGGUGAAGACGAUUGCGCAUCUAGUUUAACUCGAGUUUCGACUGUAAAAACAGAGGAUUAUGGGAUUAUAUUUUACAACGAGAGUUUGCCCUUAUCGGCUAAUGAUUUUAAAAAUUAUCCUCUAGGUCUUAGUUUUGAUGUGUACUCCAUUGGAGAGGUCACUGGAUUUUUAACUAUAAGCGUAUUUCAUAAUUCUUAUGUAAACGAAGUUUCCAACAUUGAUGGUACCAAAAAAAAUCAAGAUCUUCAAAGUAGAAUUAUCAUUAGAAAUUACUACGAAAGUCUCCACAUCCUUUCACCAAACCAACGUCAUUUUGUUUCAUCCAGACUCUUGCUUGCUAGUCUGCCAUCUCUACAAAAUUCUUCGUUCUAUUCUCACUUGGAAGUAUACAAUUCUUCAAGCCUUGAAGUCGUUCAGAAGCAAGUAUGGGGUUACGACAUCCCCGGUAUAUUCAGUAUCAUUGGUGGUGCAUGGAUUUUCAUGAUGAACGUCUAUGUAUUUUUAUUUGGCGUCGAUUCAAGAUCGCCGUUGGGUAUUACACAAGUAAUAUUAAAAUCGAUUACUGGAAAGGAAGAAGUCGAAUUAAAUAACGAGCGAACAAAGCUUUUGUUAGAAGAUUAUUUGAUUCACGUUGACGAAGUGGUAUUUCCGGACAGCGAAGAAAAUCAACACGCACGCAUAGUGUAA